Prorocentrum cordatum is the source of this 1867-nucleotide messenger RNA. The record is from the annotation of a GenBank genome assembly. Lineage: Eukaryota; Dinophyceae; Prorocentrales; Prorocentraceae.
AGAGGGUGUGCGGCCCCGUCGGCUCAGAGAGGGAGACGGGCCAGGCCCGAAGACGCAGCCGAGCGCUCGGCGCCCUCCCAGACCCGUCUGCGCCGCCAGCCUCGCCGCCCAUGCAGCGCCUCAAGGUCGUGGCCGAGCACGUCGCGCCAGCCGACGGCGAGGGAGCAGCGGGCGCCCGGCCGCGGCAGGGCCCUGUGGCGGCGAAGGCCCACCACAAGAAGAUCUGGUACGCGCCGUACAAGUUCGAGGCGUACGGCGAGGAGGAGAUCAAGGCGGUCGAGGCCUCGCUGCGGGACGGCUGGCUGGCGCCGGGGCCCCGGACCGAGGAGUUCGAGAAGAAGGUGGCGGCCAUCUUCGGCAAGAAGUACGGCAUCAUGGUGAACUCUGGCAGCUCGGGCAACAUGAUCGGUCUGGCCUGCCUGGGCCUCGAGAAGGGCGACGAGAUCGUGACCCCUGCGUGCACUUUCUCGACAGCGGUGGCGCCGAUCGAGCAGCUCGGCCUGAAGCCUGUGUUCUGCGACGUCACUCCCGAUCGCUAUGUUCCCGAGGUAGAUGAGAUCCUCAAGAGAAUCACGCCCAAGACCAAGUGCGUCUUCAUUCCCAAUCUGGCUGGCAGCAAGAUCGACUGGAAAGACCUCCGCGCCAGGAUCCCAAAGGGCAUUUACCUCUUCGAAGACUCGUGCGACAGCAUCACCUACACCGCGGAGUCGGACAUCUCGGUCAUCUCGUUCUACGCAUCCCACAUCAUCACCGCUGGGGGCCUCGGUGGUGUAGUCAUGUUCAACGACGAGAAGCUGAGGGACAGGGCCCUCAUGUUUCGCGACUGGGGCCGGAUCGGCAACAACUCCGAGGACAUGUCCGAGCGCUUCGGCCACGCCGUGGACGGCAUAGAGUACGAUUUCAAGUUCCUCUACGGCUGCGUUGGCUACAACAUGAAGGCGUGCGAGAUGAACGCGGCGUUCGGGCUUGCGCAGUUGGAGAAGUUAGACAGGUUCACUAAGGCCCGCGCCCGCAACAUCAACCGAUACGUGGAAAACCUGAAGAAGGCGGGCGUUAGGUACGUCCUGCCCCAGCGGCACGAGGAGUACGACUGGCUCGCGUUCCCGCUCCUCUACCACGACCGCAAGGGCAUCCUCCAGUACCUCGAGAGCAACGGCGUACAGAUCCGCGUGUUCUUCGCGGGCAACAUCACGAGGCACCCGGCCUAUCGCCAGUACUUGCAGUCUUUCCCGGGCUCCGACAGGGUCAUGAAGGAGGGCUUCCUGAUAGGUGCUCACCACGGCCUCGAGCUUGAAGACAUCGACUACGUCUGCGAGCUGCUCAUCGAGUACGACAAGAAGAACGGCGCGGUCUCCGCUGGUGCAGCAGUCACGGACGUCAAUGAGAGGGACUCCAUCAGCCUCGACCUGUGAGCUGGUCUGGAUGUCGGAUCCGGGGCCAUCGCCUCCUUGCCACACUGCUGGCGCGGGCUGCGCUUCUGCUGGGAGUGCUGCAGCGCCGAGGUGCUCUUCCUUGGCCCUGGCCCUCCUUCGCUCGAUGAUUUCGAGCAUCGCCCUCGCAGCCGACUCGAAUCUGGACAUCCCCGGCCCAUCCGUGGCCGACGGUUCUUGGGCUCCGCGUUGGGCCCCCUCGCUCGCGCAGGACGGGCAGACCUGUCUGCACGUCCUGCACGGGGGGGCACGCCACGCCGCUGCUGCUGCCUGCGCCAGCGGCGCGAUAUUUUCCAAUGGCCGGCCGAGCCCUCCCGCGCGUCUCCUCGCGCGCUGGCCCGUGCGAUUAGUGUGGUUGGACGCGCUGGCUUACACAGCAGCCGAGGCGUCUUGCCCGCGCUGGCCCGACCCAAUCCGCAUUCAGAGGAGGUUCGAAA